AUGAAGGCCUAUAUCGCCGUGCCAGUGACGCUGGCCAUGGUCGUGCGCGCACACGCCCAUAAAUCCCUGACGCCAGCUGGAAUCGUCGCCGCCGUGUUGACAGCAGCCGCGCACGCCGUCCACCCCUGGAGCUUGCCCUUUGCCCUCCUGGUUGUGUUUUUCCUAGCGGGCACGAAAGUCACAAAGGUUGUUGUCAAGCAUGCUGUCAAGGCGAAGUUGACCAUGUCCGCAUCCGGGGCAGAGGGCGAAGGGGCGCGGACACAUGUUCAAGUCCUUGCCAACUCCGGCGUCGCAUCGCUUCUUACGCUGCUUCACGCGUACCAGCUAUACCAGCGGAACGAUGGUGUCCUACCCCGAAGCUCGACGGACUGUUAUUCAUGGCCCGGGGACCUCCUGGUCGUGGGAAUCGUCGCGAACUACGCCGCUGUCGCAGCCGAUACUUUCAGUUCAGAGCUAGGCAUACUAUCCAAGAGUAAGCCUCGUCUUAUUACCAGCUGGAAUCUGCGGGAGGUCCCUCCGGGAACGAACGGAGGUGUGACAUUACAUGGACUCGCGUCAGGGCUCCUAGGCUCUCUGGUCAUUGUCGCUACAUCCGUCGCUCUGAUCCCGUUCUGCCCGCCAAAGUUGGGAGGAUGGGGUCUGAACGCAAGAAAUCGCUUUGCAUUUGCGAUGGCUAUAUGGGGAGCUCUGGGCAGCGUUUUGGACAGCGUCCUCGGCGGAUGGCUACAACAAAGUGUUGUAGAUACCCGCACUGGGCGGAUCAUUGAGGGAGAGGGCGGGAGGAGGGUUCUCGUAUCGAAAGCAGGACCAAACAGCAUGCACCACAAGAAGAGCGCCGAGAUCAAAGCUACGCUGCUCAGCGGCGAGGGCGGAGACUCCGUCAUCCAACCCAUUGGCGAAGAAGCAGCUGAAAAGUCGAUCGAACCCGAACUCGACGAAAAUAUGGGUGGCAUGAAUAAGUACGACGUCCGGCAGAAGUUUCGGAAAUCCAGCUUCGGCGACGAGAAGCCCAGCCGGAUCGUGGAAAGCGGCUCUAUAGGGAUCCUCGACAACAACGAGGUCAAUUUUCUCAUGGCUCUAACCAUGAGUCUUGGGGCGAUGGGAAUUGCGAGUUGGGUUUGGAAUAUCCCUUUCAGCAGCAUAUUAUCAUUGUAA
Messenger RNA from Drepanopeziza brunnea f. sp. 'multigermtubi' MB_m1, 1155 nucleotides. The record is from RefSeq and is a predicted model, not a curated record. NCBI's taxonomy places the organism in Eukaryota, Fungi, Ascomycota, Leotiomycetes, Helotiales, Drepanopezizaceae.